Funneliformis mosseae is the source of this 567-nucleotide messenger RNA. The record is from the annotation of a GenBank genome assembly. Lineage: Eukaryota; Fungi; Glomeromycota; Glomeromycetes; Glomerales; Glomeraceae.
AUGGCGGACAUAGAUGAUUUUGAGCAAGCCAUGAUAUCUGUGGAUCAAGUAUUUUAUGAGGAAGAAAUGGGAUUAGGUUCAGAACCUUUACGGACAAAAAAUGAGAUUACUGAUAUAAUAAUCAAUAAAACUACAUUGGAAAUUAAACCUGAUAUGCAUCUAACAGAAAUUGGCUUUAUACUUCAUGUAGUGAAAAACCAAGUGGUUGUUAAACCUAGUGUUACUGGUGAAUGUAACAUUUUGGAUGUGGGAACAGUUUUAGUUCUAGAUAAUAGGGAGCUUCUUGGUGAAAUCUUUGAGACGAUAGGUCCAGUAACACAUCCAAUGUAUGUGGUUCGUUUUAAUGACUCAUCCGAAAUUAACAAGGAGAAAGUCAUAAAAGAUGCAAAAGUUUUCAGAGUUAAUGAAUUGUCACAUUUUGUAUUUAUUGGGGAGAUUUCUGUGCAUAAAGGAUGCGAUGCGAGUAAUUUAUAUGACGAAGAAGUUAAUGAAGAGGAAAUUGAAUUUUCUGAUGAUGAGAAAGAAAAAUUAUAUAAUACAAUGCAAAAGCGUAAAAUGAAGGAGUAA